UCUGUCCUGGCGCGAUAAGGAGGCGCCGCCUUGGGGAGCCGAGUGAACGACGCGACGCCAGCGUUGGCACCGCCGACGACACGACCGCGUGCCGUGGCCCCACCACGCGACGGAGAGGAGUCCCUUGUUUUUUUGUGUGUGGACUCACGCCGUAGAGCAUCUGCUGUCAUGGGAGCCGACAGGACGCUUCUGCUGCUCUUCUUGGCGGCGACGUCGACCUUCGUCUCUUGCGUGGACGACAAAACUGCCAAGGGUGCCCUGGACUGCCCGGAACCGCAGUGCGCCAACAAGGACUGCAAGACCAAGGUGGGCGACGACGGCUGCCUGGUGUGCGACUGCAACGGCCACUGCCCUCUGCUGGUGUGCGGACCCGGAUGUCACGAGGAGAAGAACACAACCGCCAAAUGUCCCGAGUGCGUUUGCGAUGGUGACCCGAGGUCGGGAGUGCAGUCUCCCCAGAAGCGCCACUGCCCCGAGUUGACGUGCCCGUCCGAGUGCGUGAAGGAGACGGCGACGCCCACUCAUCGCUGCCAGUGGUGCCUGUGCCCCCCUAUCACCGCCAAGCAGACCCUGGUGAAGUACGGGGAGCGACACUGUCCUCGCGCGCUGCUCAACAUGGUGUUCCGCCAGGCUGACCCUCUCGCCAGGCACGUGCUCCAUUUCCAGGAACAAGUCCGCCACCAGGACGGCGCCGUCCAGCACCUUCUUGCAACCAGCGGCAAGCCCGGGGAGCAGCACCCUCCCAAGCCAGAGUGUGUCACCCCCAAGUGUGAGGGCAAGGGCUGCAAGCUGGUGCCAGGAGACCACGAGUGCCCCAGCUGUGUCUGCACACCAGAGUCGGGGCACAAGAAGAAGGGGAACAAGACGAAAGCUUCCAAGGCGCACGUCGUCAACAAAAGGAAUAGUUCACAUAGCAAGGAGAGCUCGGAGGAAAGCCACGAGUCCAACAGCCAAGAGAGCAACGAGAAGCGAACUCCCCGAAACAGAAGGGACCACACCAAGGCCGGCCACAAGGAUGGACACAAGAACGGUCACAAGCAUGCCAACCACACGGCGACCCACGUGAACGGCACGGAGCCUAGACCAGCGCUUCCCGUGCACACGGCCGUUCAGUGCGUGGUCCCGGUGUGCGAGCCGUACUGCAAGUACCGUCAGGCCGAGCACGGCUGCCUGGUGUGCGAGUGCCCGGACGUGUGCCCCGACAUGGUGUGCGGGGGAGGCUGCCAGCCGUACUUCACCAAUGCCAGCAAGUGCCAGCAGUGCCUCUGCGCCCCGAACAUCCGCCGGGAGAAGCUUGCCGACGUGUUCGCGUCGUUCUGUUCGGAGCACACGCUGCACCGGAUGGUGGCCGACUUCGACGACUUCCGGGACACCCUGCUGCGACUGCAGCACCGCAGCCUCGAGCUGCAAGAACUCCUCGGCCGCGUCGAGCACGCUCGAGGCAUUCACGGAGCUGUUCCGGAAGAAGUUAGGACGAGCUUCGGAAGGCAUCCCCACAAUCAUCCCCAACCUCUUCAUCAUCAAGCGGAGCACCAUUCGAAGCACGGACACACUCAUCAUUCCAAGCCUGGCGAAAGACACCACAAUUGAGCGCUUCUUUUUUUCUAACCGCGUUCCGUGCCCACAGACGACGUAACGCAAUUAAUAAAGGCAUUUCGCAGGUACCAACGA
This is a messenger RNA of Dermacentor andersoni, 1671 nucleotides long. RefSeq lists its product as uncharacterized. The record is from RefSeq and is a predicted model, not a curated record. Lineage: Eukaryota; Metazoa; Arthropoda; Arachnida; Ixodida; Ixodidae.